This is a messenger RNA of Neocloeon triangulifer, 1202 nucleotides long. Its product is annotated as protein obstructor-E. The record is from RefSeq and is a predicted model, not a curated record. Bases 126 to 1034 code for a protein of 302 amino acids. Gene Ontology annotation, cellular component: extracellular region. Lineage: Eukaryota; Metazoa; Arthropoda; Insecta; Ephemeroptera; Baetidae. The transcript is spliced from 5 exons. Gene Ontology annotation, molecular function: chitin binding.
AGUUAGAGCCGAGCAAAGGUGACAAUAUGGCUGGCUUCGGUGCAAUCAAAUGAUUUCUCCUCCUGCCAAAGUAAAAGCAGACCGAACAAGGUCGAUUAACGAUCAGUGUUCUCCUCUCUCUCAGGAUGGCUGCACCUAGACUGUUUUUGCUCUUAUGUGUCAUGGCGGCAUGUGCGAUGGCCGUGCCCCAGAGGAAGAACCAGCAGCCGACAGGGUCAAGGUCGAGGGCUCCUCCACCAAGGGCGCAGCAGCAACAGCAAGAGGACGACGAGCAGUUUUCGGACGAGUGUCCCGAGCCGAACGGAUUCUUCGCCGACGCAGAGCAGUGCGACAAGUACUACGCGUGUACUGAGGGUGUCAUUGAGGAGAAGUUGUGUCCCGACGGAAUGGUCUUCAACGACUUCAGCUCGCAGCACGAAAAGUGCGACCUUCCUUUUGGCAUUGACUGCUCCCAGAGGCCCAAACUCCAGACUCCUCAGCCUACCAUCAAUUGCCCUCGCAAGCACGGCUACUUUGCUCACUCAGACCCAAAGAUUUGCGACAAGUUCUACUACUGCGUCGAUGGCAUGUUCAACAUGAUCACCUGCCCUGAUGGCCUCGUGUACAGCGCCAAGACUGGAAUCUGCACCUGGCCCGACCAGGCUCAAAAGAAGCACUGCGCCUCUGAAGACAUUUUUAAUUUCUCCUGCCCCAAAACCAACGAGACUGGAAUGUCCAUCCACCCCAGGUACGCCGACCCUGACGACUGCCAGUUCUUCUACGUGUGCGUCAAUGGAGAAAUUCCUCGCAGAAACGGGUGCACCCUUGGAAAGGUCUUCAAUGACGCCACAAAGUCGUGCGACUCUGUGAAGAACGUGCCUGAAUGCAAGGACUGGUACAAGGGCAUUUUGACUGACGCUGAACUUGAACGUCUCGACAAGCCCAAGCCCAGACCCUCCGAGUCAGCAACCACCACCCCUGGCAAGAGGAACAGGAGGCCCCAGAGACCUGAGAGAACUCGCCCUCAGGAGAGCCGCGAGGAAGACGCAGCCUAACUUACUUAUGUAUUUCUAAUUUAAUAUAUGUGGCCUAUUUGUUUAGGGUGCGAGUUGCGCGCGUUGUAAUCUCUGUAUCGGACAGAUCUCUGCUUGUACUUUAUGAUUUUUUUUUUUUGUGCAGACUGUGUGUGAGAAAAUAAAAUUGGAAUGAUGUGGAAAAUUAAU